AAUGGGGAAUCCCAUCGUGCUCCCGCUCCUCGGCGUCCUCGCCCUGGCCCGCGCGAAGCCGCAAUGCGCGCCGGAGGAUAAGGUCGUCGACGGCAAAUGCAUCUUCGCCGUCGCCGAGAUCGACCCCAAGGCGGCCGUCGCCGAGUGCGCGUCGAGCUGCGUGUCCCGCGGCAUGCUCGGGUCCAUGCUCGCGCCGUCGUCGAAGGCGCAGGACGACGCCGCGCACGACCUCUGCGUGCGGGGCCACCACCGCUUCUGCUACAUCGGCAUCGCCGAGGUCGAGCCCACGGCGUCCGGCGGCUACAAGCUCGCCGACGACGGCGACUGGCACAAGAUCGAGUACAACCGCCUCGUCAAGCUGGAGGACGGCGACUACCAGAACUGGUGCCCCGGCGAGCCCAACAACGGGGGGCAGGAUCAGAAGAUCGCCGGUUACUGCGGCAACGAGCAGGACUUCGACAUGUCGAGCUACUGCGCGGACACGGUGGGCUGCUGGCACGACGUGACGCCCUUGCCCGACUGCGGCGCGAUCUGCGGCUGCGACGCGUCGGGCGCCGGGGGCGGCGGCGCGACGCCGCCCGCGCCCGCGCCCGCGCCCGCGGCCGGCGGCCUGGAGGCGACGUGCCCCGCGCUCGACGCGGACGCCGCGGGGACGUGCUUCUUCCUCGUGCCGACGCCGACCUUCGUCGAGGGCCACGAGGCCUGCGCGGACGGCUGCGCGCAGCGCGGCCUCGCCGGCGGCCUCUUCGUGCCGACGUCGGCGCGCGACGACGGCGCGGCCGUCAAGAAGUGCCAGGCUUUUGAGUACGGCUUCUGCCGCGUGGGAAUCGCCGAGGCCUACACGAACGAGCGGGGCGGCAUCGAGUGGGGCCAGGACGGCACGUGGCACGCCGUCGGCGGCCGCGGGCCGUCGACGACGCCCCUCGCCUACGAGAACUGGUGCCCGGGCGAGCCCAACAACGCGCACGACACGGACGAGAAGGUCGCGGGCUACUACGGCGCGGGCUGGACGGACGCGCCCUGCUGGUUCGACGUGCCCAACGGCGGCAUGACGGGCAAGAGCGCGGCCCUCUGCCGCUGCGAGUCGGACGCGGCGCCGUGGUCCGCGCCCGACGUCAUCGACGCCGACGACGGCGGCUCGGGCGCCGCGCUCACGGUCGGGCUCGUCCUCGGCGCGCUCCUCGUGCUCUGCGCGCCCCUGGCCUUCUACGGCGGCCUCGCGCUCUACCACGGGGCCAAGGUCCCGCUGCCCUGGCGCGACAUGGCCUGGGACCCGCCGGCCGGCGGCGCGGGCUCCGUCAACUUCUCCCCGCUCCACGGCGGCGCGCCCGACUACGAGCCGCCGGGGGGCAUCAUGGUUGACCUGCCGCGCUGCGCCCCGCGCGGCCUCUACGACCGCGCGAUGGCGUCGAUGGCGGCGGCGGCGCGCGUCAACGACGCGGACGGCGACCUCGCCGAUGCCUACGCCGCCCAGGGCUUCGUGUCUCCCCUGCGCAUCGUCGCGCCCGCCGUGGCGGCUGAAGCGCUGGAGGAGGUGAACGCGUUCGCGCGGAGCCAGCCCGACGGGCGCAUCCGCGGCGACCUGCGCUUCAAGCCCCACCUGUUCCUGCCGCGCGUCGGCGCGCUCGUCCGCGAAGAGACAGUGCUCCGCGCGGUCCGCGCGGUCCUAAAGACGCGGGACGUGCUGCUCUGGAGCUCGGACCUCAACAUCAAGGAGCGCGGCGACGGCGGCUUCUUCUCGCCGCACCAGGACGCGACCUACACGGGCCUCGAGCCCGCGACGCGGGGCUGCACGCUCUGGCUCGCUUUGAGCGACCCCGUCGACGCGCGGCACGGCUGCCUGCGCUUCGCGCCCGGCUCGCACGUCGCCGGCCAGCUGCCGCACGUCGAGGCGCCGUCGCCGUCCAACCUGCUGAGCCGGGGCCAGCGCGUCGAGGCCUGGGACGCGUCGACCGAAGUCGUCGCGGCGCUCCGCGGCGGCGAGGCGUCGAUCCACCAGCUCCUCACCGUCCACCGGUCCGCGCCGAAUGUCGGCGACGCGCCGCGCGUGGGCCUCGCCAUGCGCUUCAUCGCCGCCGCCUGCCGCCAGACGAAGCCCGCGCGGGAGAGCGUCACGGCCUUCGGGCAGCUGGCCCACGGCGGCUUCGACGUCGAGCCGCGAACGCCCGCGGACCCGACGGACGCGGACCUCGCCGCGGGCCGCGCGGCGCACGCGGACGCCAUGCGCCGCGAGAAGGCCAACUACCUCCCCGCGGGCGCCGAGUAUAGCUAG
This is a messenger RNA of Aureococcus anophagefferens, 2272 nucleotides long. RefSeq lists its product as hypothetical. The record is from RefSeq and is a predicted model, not a curated record. NCBI's taxonomy places the organism in Eukaryota, Pelagophyceae, Pelagomonadales, Pelagomonadaceae. The transcript has 3 exons. The annotation marks the transcript as partial.